UGCUUUAUUCCAGGCCCUCCCCCGUUAGCCAAACUGGGCGAGGAGCAGCAGAAAAUAUCUACAACAGCUUGACGACACAGUCGUCUGAUCACAAAACUUGAACAAUCGCGAAUGUAAAAGAAAAAUUAAAGUGGCGCCGAGUAAUUGGCAUGGUGGAAUUGAUGACUGCCGAUUGUUGAGCCGAUGACGAAGUCUCGUGGCUCGCUGACGCCACCAAAGCCGGCAAGUGCGAGUCAACAGAGAAAGCUGCGAUUUCGUGGAAAGAGAACACGAAGGAGACGCCGUCGGUGUGCAUCAUCAACAGGAGGUGAUUGUGCAAGUGCUUGUAGUGGCAGUGUUAUCAGUGAAGGUGCACGUGAACAAGCUGUUAGUGUAAGCUGCAAAAAAAUAUAGUUUGAAACUUUAAGAUUGCCAAGAGUAACAUCACAAAAUGCCGCGUUGUCUGAUGGCGAAGAAGUGGAAGGCUUAUCCAUGGCCUGAUAGACAAGAAGAUGAUGUGGAAAACAUGGAAAAGAGUGAUAUUGACACCGUCCAGGACAAGAAGAGGAUGACUGUUGAGACUGAAGACGAGGAGAUUGACGUUGUUGGCGACAGCACCACCGACGGCAACAGGACAAGUCAGCAAACAUGCUGGGGUCCUCAUAGCCCUACUGCUGGCACAACUGCACCAAGUCCACCACCACUAAAUGCCUCGGGGGCGCUCUACUAUCAUGGGUAUGCGCAUGAGUCUUGGUUAAACCACGAAGAGCCACCAAAAUAUGCAACACUGAGAUCAGCUGCAGAGUUAGCCCAGCCAACAGCAGAGUCUCCUCCACCUCCUUCUCAACACCAUCAUCAGCAACAGCAGCAGCAGCAACAAGACCAACAGCAAGAUCAACAGCAAGCUCUCUUGGCGCCAUCUGUAUUACAAAAUGUUCAAGGAUUUCAACCACGUAACAAAAGUCUUUCAAUGUGUUUUACAAGUACUGGUACUGCGCUAUCACUUCCACCAAAGAAGAAAGACAUUUACCGACCAUAUAGCCUUCAGCCGUCAGAAGUGUUAAGGAAUUCCCCGGAGGAAGAGCUCUCUGCUGCCCAAGCAAUAUUAGACUUGAGUGCAUCACCAGCAGCACCAACUCAUUCCGUUUUCAUCCACACUCUCUCACUGCCUCCAACACCCCCAGCCCCAACCGUUCCCCAGCCAAUUCAACCAACACCUAUACCAGUUUCAGUGCUUGUACCAGUUCCUUCUCAUAAUAAUCCCACGAGACAAGAGUCUAAUCCAGAGCCACGAUCUACAGCAAGCUCAGAGUCAAGUCCGACACUCACCAAUACAUCACCAACUAGCAAUAAAACAGUUGCUUAUACCUAUGAGGCCUUUUUCGUGUCAGACGGAAGGUCCAAGAGACGUUCUAAUAAUGCAGCAGUUCCUGAAAAAGAGCCAGCUCAACCAGCAGAUCGACCUAAGUUCACUUGUACCGAGUGUGGUAAACAAUAUGCUACAUCUUCCAAUCUUUCUCGACACAAACAAACUCAUCGAAGCCUCGACUCACAGUCUGCUAAGAAAUGCAUUCACUGCGGCAAGGCCUACGUCAGCAUGCCAGCUCUUGCGAUGCAUGUGCUGACACACAAGCUCACUCAUAGUUGUGGUGUUUGUGGUAAAAUGUUCUCGAGACCAUGGUUACUUCAGGGCCAUUUAAGAAGUCAUACUGGUGAAAAACCAUAUGGUUGUGCUCACUGUGGUAAAGCAUUUGCAGACAGGUCGAAUCUACGUGCUCACAUGCAGACACACUCGGCAGACAAAAAUUACGAGUGCUCAAGGUGUCACAAGACUUUUGCUCUCAAGUCGUACCUGAAUAAGCAUCUUGAGUCUGCUUGUUUAAGGGACGAAGAAGUUCAAGCUCCUCAACUCGAUCAAGCUAAUAACAAUGGACAACAUUCUCCUCAAUCGAAUCGAGGCUUGUAGCGUCAUGAAACAAGUAAAAGUGACAACAGCUAGCGAUUUUAUGAAAGCCAAGAAGUUGAUAUAACUUCUUAAAUUUAAGCGAUAGAUAAUAGAUGAUAGAAAAGUGCCGUGUGGUUUGCACCUAGUCAUCUCGUGUAGUGUCGUCACAAUGGUUCUCUUCAAGGCUUCUUUUUCUUCAUUUCUUUUUCUUCAUCAGGAUCAGCAACAGGGCGUCGUCACUUGUUGCUGACAACGCCCCGAUUGCAGCGCACGAAGCGGCCAACAUUUAUGAGACUUCAGGAACGCCUUGAUGAGACCUGGACGGCGCUUGCUCGAGAAGUUUAAGAGGUAGAUUAAGUAGUAAAGUGCCAGUUUGCGGAGCGUAAGCGUCUUCGAGUUCGCGCGAAUUGACUUUAAUUGAAAAAAAAUGAUUUUUGAUAUAAAAGAAAAAAUGUUUAUUAAAACGAUAAAAUUGAACAAAAUUUUUUGAAAUAUAU
Molecule: messenger RNA, 2421 nt
Organism: Chelonus insularis
Lineage: Eukaryota; Metazoa; Arthropoda; Insecta; Hymenoptera; Braconidae
Gene: scrt
Product: scratch
Exons: 2
Coding region: 431-1945 (504 amino acids)
Biological process (GO): regulation of DNA-templated transcription
Molecular function (GO): RNA polymerase II cis-regulatory region sequence-specific DNA binding; DNA-binding transcription factor activity, RNA polymerase II-specific
Source: RefSeq, a predicted model, not a curated record